UGACAUGAAUCGCGGUAUGGCAACAGUCAAUGGAAUGCUGUUUGUAUUCUAUGGUAUGUAGUUAUUGGUAGGAGCAUUAGCGGACGUAUAUAAUAGCCAAGGUUAGUGGAAACAUUGUCGUUUUGAGGAACAGUACAUAGUUUAAAUUUAAAUAACUAAUAUUAACAUUAAAUCUAAUCCUACCAAUGUAUUAAAAAUUUGCUGAUUUCAUCAAAAAAUUAACAUGAUUCUCUCCGUGAUCUGUUCUUGAGUUAAAUAUGGAUAUACAAGUGCCUUGGAUACUGCAAACUACUAUUUGGAUAUAAUGUGUUGUGUGAUACAUCUAAUUUUUGUAUUCGUUGUGCCAUUAUAGUGUGCUCAUGCUUUUGGGAAUCUCGUUAUCUGAAAUUAUAGACAUGUUGAAAGUUCAAAAAUCUAGUUUUUAUUUCUUACAUAAAUGUUUAAUAAUUAGAUAUCAACAUGCGUAAAAGAAAGCCCCUUCGAGAUUAUUCUUUAUUUUUUUCUAUUCUCCUGCAUCAUUAUCAUCAGUGAUGUAAGGAGAAGGCUAAAGUACAUAAAAAACUUUUUAUUGUAAUUUGUAAUACAUAUGAUCAACCAAGAAGAUAAUCGUACAAAAUCAAAAUUUCUUCCUUUAAAUCAGAAUGUCGUCAAUAGCAAUAAUAUUCCUUAUAUUGACAAUAUGCCGUCGAUGAUUCGCGAUAGCGCGGGUCAUCCACGAAGAGAUGUAGGAACCCCAGUUUCUUGUGCGCGUGUUACGACUGAAUUAGGCGUUUCGGUAGCAUCUGCUGUUUAUUCUGUCGCAGCCACUUCUGUUAAAAGAGCAGAGUCUUUACAUCGAAAAGGAGAGUGUGUAAAUGGUGCUGCACCACCACCACCUGGUGCACCUAAUGGCACUGGAACGUCUAGUUCUGUAAAAUCUUCGCGUGAUGGAUAUCGUGAAAAAGCUUUAGAAGAAAUUCGAAAUAGUUUAAAACCUUAUGCCACAUCUGAUCCUCACGGAGAGGGUAUUUAUGAAUUCAGCAGCGCUAGUAGUAGCGCUAGUGAAAGUAGUGGUGCAAGUCAAGUCACAAAUAAUUGGAGCUCACUACUUCCUAAUUCAAAUGGAUUCAAUGUACAAAAAGCUUUUCAGCAUUUGCUAGCUUUGGGUCAUAGUGAGGAAUCUGCUGCUGCUUAUGUUUUGAAAUUAACUUCAGAUGAUCAUUUAAAAGAUUAUGAAGAUCCCAAAGUUGAUCCAGUCAAUGGGGUUAUGAAAUUAGGAAUUCCAAAUAAUGUCAAGUAUAAAAGUCAACCCAAACCUAUAGAUCUUCCAGAUACAUCUCAUGAAUAUGCUUCUAUCAAUAAUAUCAGAUAUCCUGAAAUUUCGAGACAUGAUAGCUCUAAUGUAUGCAUCACUGGUCUCCGACACAAAAUAUUACCUGAUCCUCCAAAAUUAAUUUAUGGAAGUUCAUUGGCUAACUGUGAAGUAACAUCUAAUUAUCGAAUCAAUGUAGCUAAUGACUUUUCAAGCACAGAUGUACCACCUCCUCUUCCACCUCCUAGAGGGACAAUGUGCCCUCCUCCUACUCCGCCUCGCAGUACUCCACCUUUGCCUCCUCCCAUAAAUUCACAGACAGAACUUUCUCAUACUUCAACAAAUGGAGUUUGUGUUAAGCAGCCGUAUAUGAGACGCAUGUCACCGGUGCCAACUUCUUCAUGGCAAGCUCUCAAUUAUACUUCGUCUGCUAGCUCUACUCCUCAACGAGGCACAAGUCCAAUUACUUCUAAUCGUGCCCCUAUGGUCGUGGUGAAUAAUUCUCAAAUACAUCAGCAAUUAACUCAACAAUUACAAGCCUUGUCUGUGAAUUCAAAUGGCUCUUCAGUGUCAUCUAUGUCCCGAAGUGAUGGGCCAUAUCAUGCUGGUAGUUCUAAUGGCAAAUCAUGGUAUUCCUCUUCCCCUCAACCAUCAUAUACUUCCUCUAGUUCUGGAAGGCAUAGUCCAACUCCAACUAUAAGUAGUAGUGAAUAUUCAAUACCUCCUGUUUUUCAACUUAAACGAACUCCACCUCCUGCAUAUACUCCUCCAUCUUCAUAUUCAUCUUCACCCCAGCCAUCUCCUCAACAUAGAGCUCCAUCCCCUGGUGGAAUCGUUAAUUCUGUUUCUUCAGUUUUAUCUCGACCAGCUGCUCUUCAAGCUUGGAGUUCUAGACAAGCAAAAUCUCAAUCACCUAUCAUCAUGCAGUCUGUUAAAAGUACACAGGUUCAAAAGCCAGUAUUACAGACUGCAGUUGCUCCCACAUCACCACCUCCUGCUGUGACUGCUGCACCUAAUUUUACACCCUCUGGCCAAUCAUCUGCAGCACCAAACCCUCCACCUCCAUAUCCUAUACAUAAAGUUACAUCUGUUGCAAGUAUUAAUUCAGCAGUAUCUUCUGACUCUAGCAGUAUACUUAUGUCACCUGUUAGCCCUUCUUCCUCUUCUUCUUCUCCUUUAAGACCUGUGGAAUCUUCUAAUCCCCCUCCUCUGUACCCACGAAACCAAAAUAAACCUCAAUUAACACAGCCUAAUCAUGCCCCAGAACCACCUCCUUACCAAGUUGCUCCAAAUACUCUUCACUCUUCUAUUCCACCAUCUCCAACACCCCCUCCAUAUUCCAAUCCCAUGUGGCAAGUAAUGUCGAAUUCAACUCAAAAUAUAGCAAAUCAACCUCCACCUUAUUUAUCUAUGUCUUUAUCACAAAAACCGCUUCCAGAACCUCCUGUUUCCGAACCACUACCAUCUUUAUAUACUUCUAAUGAUACAAAUCAAAACAAAUGGUCUGAACAAUCUCCAGAAAUAUUACCUAUGGACAAUUGCCCACUUUCUAAUGUUCCCACUACUGACCCACCUAGUUAUGCAUCUAGUAUAGCUGUGCUGUCUGCUCAAAGGGCAGCUGCAGCACGAAUGACUAAGCUCAAUAAUAAUGUGCCAACCAUUAUAAGUAAUGGGCCAACUUCUAACUCUUUUACUAGUGGACCUAUUACUGAUCCAGUUAAUGGAAAUGGAACAAAAGCUACGUCCAAUCUUGUAAAUACAGUGGAUAGCAUCUGUACAUCCCAAAUAACUGCACUUCCAGGAUCUUAUGUGAAUAUAAAUGGUAUGCCCGAAGAUGCAUUCUCAUUUUUUGACAAUCAUCAUACAACUGUUUAUAGAAAACUCUCCCCUGUAGCUAUGGAUACUGCCAGUUCUGCCUCUCGUUCUGAAUCGCCUGUGUCCAGGGCAGUCAAUCAAUCGCCUGUAUCAUUUAUGUCAACUACUUCAACAUCAUCCCCUUCCACACAAUCAGAUUCCACUCAUGAGCUGAAUAAAGUGCAAAACAAAAUUACUCAGUUGUCUCCACCUCCACCUAGAAAAAUGCUUUCUAAAGAAAAAGAAAAAGAACGCAGAGAAAGUAAAGUCCGAAAUUAUUCUCCUGCCGCUUUCAAAUUUUUCAUGGAACAACACAUUGAAAAUUUGCUUAAGUCACAUCAAGAACGUGAGCAUCGCCGUCAACAACUCGAGUCAGAAAUGGCAAAAGUUGGUUUAACAAAAGAAGCUCAGUGUGAGAUUCGAAAAAUGCUUCACCAAAAGGAAUCUAAUUACAUCAGGCUAAAAAGAGCAAAAAUGAAUAAAUCUAUGUUCACUAAAAUAAAAACAAUAGGUAUAGGUGCAUUUGGUGAAGUUGCACUUGUGCGAAAAGUUGACGCCAAUCAAUUAUAUGCCAUGAAAACUUUACGAAAAUCGGAUGUUCUGAAACGAAAUCAAGUUGCGCACGUAAAAGCAGAAAGGGACAUUUUAGCAGAGGCUGACAAUGAGUGGGUUGUAAAAUUAUAUUAUUCUUUUCAAGAUGAUGAAAAUCUAUAUUUUGUUAUGGAUUUCAUUCAAGGAGGUGAUCUAAUGUCACUGCUCAUAAAAUUAGGUGUUUUUUCAGAAACUUUAGCUAGAUUUUAUAUAGCAGAACUUGUUUUAGCUGUUGAAAGUGUGCAUAAAAUGGGUUUCAUUCAUAGAGACAUUAAACCUGAUAAUAUACUCAUUGAUAGAGAUGGUCACAUAAAACUGACUGACUUUGGACUUUGUACAGGCUUUAGGUGGACUCAUAAUUCAAAAUAUUACCAAAGAAAUGGAGAGCAUGGAAGACAAGACUCAAUGGAUUUAGAUGAUAAGUGGGGAAAUGAAUGUCACUGUAAACCUAGUGCCAAUCUUAAACCUUUAGAAAGGAGAAGAAAGCGGGAACAUCAAAGGUGUCUUGCUCAUUCAUUAGUAGGAACUCCAAAUUACAUCGCUCCUGAAGUCUUGCUCAAAUCUGGAUAUACUCAGUUGUGCGAUUGGUGGAGUGUAGGUGUUAUUCUUUAUGAAAUGCUUGUUGGACAGCCUCCAUUUUAUGCCAACACACCAGCUGAAACUCAGUUAAAAGUAAUUAACUGGGAAGCUACUUUAAGAAUACCCAAGAAAGCUAACAUUGCUGACGAAGCUACUGAUCUAAUCUUGAGGCUGUGUACUGUGGCAGAGUCAAGGUUAGGCAGGAAUGGAGUGGAGGAAAUAAAGCAACACAGUUUCUUUUCGGAAAUAGACUUUAACAGUGACCUCAGGAAAACACGUGCUCCUUACAUACCCAAUAUUCGCUAUCCAACAGACACAUCCAAUUUCGAUCCCAUCGAUUCAGACAAACUGCGAAGUGACAAUUCUGAAUCAAGUGAUGAGGGUAACUUGGAUGAUCCUAGUGACAAUAACAAGCAUCCGGAACAUGCAUUCUUAGAAUUUACAUUUCGUAGGUUUUUUGAUGAUGGGGGUGUUUACCCUAAUCGAGCACCUCCUCCACCUUUGGAGGAAGCUCCCGAGAAACAAAGUUCACCUGUUUAUGUUUGAUAAUGAGGUUUUUUAGCUUUGUAAUAAUUAUAAGUGUGCUCUUUUAUUUGGAUGGACUGAUUAAAGAGCACUAUUGCAUAGGCGGCAUUCUAGUUAUGAAAUGUAAAUAUGCUACAGGCACUUUUGUUUUAGUGAGUAUAAAAACAAAAUGUUCUGAGCUGGGCUAAAAGUGUAGUUCUCUGUAGUAACACAAAAGCUGAGCAAGAUCGCCUUCGGCUUGAAAACCAUUGCCUUCUUUGCUUUUGCCUUCUCUAGUUUUCAAGCCUUUUAAUAUGAAUACUAUUAAAUUCUGUAAAUAAUAAGAAAUUAUAAAAAAUAUUACUAUUUAUUUAUUUAUGUAUAUUUUACAAAAAAAAAUUAUAAAUUAUUUUUUUUAAAUUUCUUAAGCAGUUGUAUUUAAUAAUUUAUUUAAGGAUUUUGCAACAGAAAUAUUUAUGCCAGAAUAAUUUCUACAGAAUUGAAAAUGUGUAUUCUGAUAACUUUAAAAUUAAGUAUUUUUAAUGUAGGAAAUUGCAAUAACAUAAUACAGGAAGUUAAGUAUAUAAUGAUAGAUUUACAAAAUAUUUUGCUACAUUAUAAUAUAUUUUUAGCUUUUGCUUCCUUUUAUAACAUUUCAUAAAUAUUUUAUAUGACUAUUUACAUGAUCAUUAAAGAAGAGUCAAGAUAUACAAGAGAAAAAAAAAGCAUAAAAGAAAUCUUUCAUGUUAUGCCACCAUAUUUAACUCAAAAUUUCUUUUUAAACUUUGAUGGAUUGUUCUAUUGGCCCAUAGUUUGUGUAUAUGAAGGAAAAAUUUUAUGUAAUGCACUUAAAAAUAUAAAUUAAAAAUGCUUUUCAAGUAAUAAAUAAACAUAUCCAGAAAUAUACUACAAAAAAUGAAUUUAAUGCAUUUGUGUUAUUUAAUAAGAAUUUAAUGUUUAGAUCCUAGAUGAUAAGAGUUUAACUUCAGAGUAAAUAUAUCUUAUUCUUCUAAAUCCUCUUGCAUUCAAGUAGUUGGUUUUGUAUCUACUUUAGAUUCUAAUGUAUCACUUAAAAAAUUAUCUUUUUACAAAUAAGAAUAUUAUUCAGGUCGAUAGGAAAACAUAAUAUGGACUUUUGUUACCCAUUCUCCAGAAAACAGUUAAUGAAAGCUCACAUGUAUGAGGCAGUGGCAAUCAAGACAUUACUCAAAUUUAGACUGUCGAGAUUACAUUUAAUGCAAGAAUAUUUUAGUUUAGAAAAGCUGAUCAUAUAAAAUGAAUUAAAAUCUUUUUUCACAUAAAUCGUCUGUGAUUUACACUGAUUUAUUUAACUUGAAAAGUAAGUUGUAAACAUAUUGCUCAUAUUUCUAAACUAUGUCCUUAAUUGUCUGUUUUUCAUUUGAAAAUACAUAUUGCAAGAGUACCAAAUUUGAUCGUAUCUCAUUUAAUGAAAACUACCGGGCAUGUUGAGAAUUUUUUUAACCAUACAUUAAGUUUAAAGUAAUGUGCCUUUGUAAAUGAUAAAAUGUAUUUUGAUCUAGCUAAUUAAAACAAUAAUAUUUAUGUAGUUAGACCACCGUGGCCUUAAAAAAGAUGUUUAAAAUGUUCAAUUUGUAUGCUUUAGCCUUUUUAUGGCUUGUUUUGCUAAUAUAAAUAUUUUAAAUAGGGAUGUUCUUAUUAAAUAUGUGUCACUUUCUCUAGAGUGUUGUUAUUCUCAAAGGAGGCCUUAAUGGUUUUAUAUGUCAGAUGCUGUUUUGCUCUUAUUUAUUUAUAAUGACAAUGUAAAACAAUUAAAGUGCACUUAACUGUUCCAUGAUUGCCUUUAGUUGGAAAUUGCAUGUGUUUGUUAAUAUUGCUUCAAUUAAAAUUUAUAUUUCAGUUUAAAAAAAUUAACUUAUCUAUAUAUUUCUAUGGACUUCAUGGAGAAGUUAUCUUUUUAAUUCUUAUUUGAAUUGAAGUUAAUAAGAUUUUUUUUUGUGAGAUAAAUUUCUCCCCAUGGGAUCCAGAGGUACUUAAAAAUAUUACAAGUAAAAAAAAAAAGUGUAUUAAAUAAUUUUUUUUAUAAGCAAUAUCUUUUAUUUUCAUGUUUUUUUUAUUUCUGCAGAGUUUCUUUUAAAUUAAAAGAAACACUGAAUCCCGGUGCUGCAAUGAAUUUAUCAAUUCUUUAAAUAUUUUUUUUCCCACCAAACUAUUUUAGCAAUUGCAAAUUGAAUUUUAUUUUAGUUAGUUAGGUGUAAAAUAACUUAUUUCAUGAGUAUAUAAUUUAUCACAAUUCAGUUAAGAAAAUAAUAGGUAUAAAUGUUUUACGACAUUAAUUUGUCUUCAUCAAACUUUCAGAGCUAUUAAAUUUUUGAUAAUCAUAUCUGUUAUUAUGUUUACAAUUACUGCUUACAGAGUAUUUAUAUUUUUAAAUAAAAUACUAAUUUAACAUUAAUAGUCAAAACAGUGUUAAGUUGCAUUUGUUAACCUAAAAUAAGAAUUUUGUUGUAAUAAACAUUAUACUGUAUGUGUUCUUAAUAAUUUAAAUGUGUACUUUAAGAAAUAUGCAUUUUUUUCUUAAUUUUUAUGUAAAAAAUUCUUUUACUCAAACUUAAUUUGUUUUGAUUCAUUAACAAACUCGUGCAAUCUUAACUAAGCAUGUUUACAUUUUACAAAGAUUUUAACAACUGCUUGCCUAGAAAGAAAAAAAAAAAACUUUUUUUCUCCUUUGAAGGAAAAUUUAGUGCUAGAUUGUAAGAAACAUCUUGUAAAUAUUGCAUUGUUGUCGUAUUCUUCUCAGCCUUGUAUAGCAUUAUCAUUAACAAAUUGUAAAUAUUAAAUAGUUGAAACUUGAUUUGUGCAUUGCUAUGUGUGAUUGAUUGUUUAUAUAGAAUGCUGGAGGUUUACAUAAAGGGCAUUGAAUAGCCUCUGUACAGAUUUCAAUAAACAUGUUUGUUUUUA
Messenger RNA from Parasteatoda tepidariorum (common house spider), 7759 nucleotides. RefSeq lists its product as uncharacterized. NCBI's taxonomy places the organism in Eukaryota, Metazoa, Arthropoda, Arachnida, Araneae, Theridiidae. Gene Ontology annotation, biological process: protein phosphorylation. The record is from RefSeq and is a predicted model, not a curated record. Gene Ontology annotation, molecular function: protein serine/threonine kinase activity; ATP binding.